Folsomia candida is the source of this 508-nucleotide messenger RNA. RefSeq names its product copper transport protein ATOX1 (gene Atox1). Gene Ontology annotation, cellular component: cytosol. Gene Ontology annotation, biological process: copper ion transport. Gene Ontology annotation, molecular function: metal ion binding; copper chaperone activity. NCBI's taxonomy places the organism in Eukaryota, Metazoa, Arthropoda, Collembola, Entomobryomorpha, Isotomidae. The record is from RefSeq and is a predicted model, not a curated record. Bases 155 to 394 code for a protein of 79 amino acids. The transcript has 4 exons.
GUUUUUGGUUUUGACACAGCUCAUCUCUUGCUCCUUCGUCAUUCGGUAUUUGAGAAUUUGUCAACAGCAGUCACAAAAUAUUCGUCCUCUUGUUCGAUAAGUUAAUUUUGUUCCACAAGUCCAGAAGAGUGAGUCUAAGUCAAGCAAGGCUAAAAUGAAUAAGCACGAAUUCAAUGUGGUCAUGACCUGCGAGGGUUGUUCGGGAGCAAUCACCAAGCUGCUCAACAAGCAAAAGGAGAAGGGCGAAAUUGGUGAUUUUGAGGUCAACCUUGCCGAGCAGCAGGUUUUUGUCAACUCUGUGAAAGACUCUGAGGAAAUCACCGAGAUGCUCAAAAAAAGUGGCAAGCAAGUCACGCACAAGAAAACCGAAAAGGCUGAAACUGAAGGCAAUUAAUCAACUAAUCACCUAAUCAAUCAAUCGCCCAAUUAUUUUAUUGAUAUAUUCUUCUAUAUUUGUUUUAAAAUACGCAAGUAUUUAUAUAAUCUUUCCAAAAAUGUCUAAAUUGAU